This is a messenger RNA of Bactrocera oleae (olive fruit fly), 1802 nucleotides long. RefSeq names its product Allatostatin C (gene AstC). The record is from RefSeq and is a predicted model, not a curated record. NCBI's taxonomy places the organism in Eukaryota, Metazoa, Arthropoda, Insecta, Diptera, Tephritidae.
AAAUGAUAAUAACGAACCGAGUUCGAGGUGAUUAUACAUCGAGUUGCCGAUUGUUCCUGCUGGUAGCCUUUAUAUUAAGUGUUGCUUUUGCAUUUUGACUACGAUGGAUUUAUCGGCCAUGCUACACGUUUAUGUAGACGUCGUUGAUGUUGACGUGAAUGUUGCGGGUGCGCAUGUAAGCUAACCAACUUUUCGAGCUAUUCUGUAUAAAAAGCUAGGUAGCGAUUGAUACGGCGUCAGAUUGCCAGCAUAGUUAACAGUGUGAACAACAAUACAAAGAAAUAAUUCUAGGCGUAAAGUUGAGGUUUUGAACUUUCAACACAAGAUAAAAAAGUGAAUUUUGGUAAAACAAAGUUUAAUUGGUUUAAUCGUAUUAAAUUUGUAAACAAAUUGUUAUACCUACAUAUUCUGUAAUUUAUCAACGCGCAAAAUAUUGGAUUUAAAAUAGGAAAAAUGAUGAAAAUAAUAACAAUCUCUAUGUUUUAUGCCCUACUAAUGAUGACAAUUGAUUCAAUUGAGUCGCGACCCCAAAGUGCACUCGGCAACGAUCAGGAUCUAGAUAAUUUUGGACAGGAUGUCGACGAAGUGCGUAAUACCUACUAUGAGCUCCCAGUGCCUUCAACUUACUCUGCCGUUCCUUUUGAUCGCCUGCAAAUGUUAAUCGCGCAAUAUAGACCUACUUCUUUUGAUACUCUUAACAGAUCUUAUAUUCGCACACCUGGGUGGAGCAGCGGCAUGAACGAACUUUUCCGUAUGCCUGAGACAAAACGCCAAGUUAGAUAUCGUCAAUGCUACUUUAACCCCAUUUCCUGCUUUAAAAAAUAAAAUGCUGGGUGAUGUAACCAAAACUACGAACUCCAAUACAAAUGACGAAACUUUCUUACAUACAUAUGUAUAUAUAAGCUUGUAUUUGUAAAUAUAUGUUAAACACUAAUAACAAAAAUGUUUAAAAUAUUAAGCAGUUCGCUAUUUAAAAAGUCACUUAGAAUCAACAUUUCAAACAGAAAGCUUCUUUGAUCCUGUUAAAUAUUUACGUAUGUAUUUAUGUACAUCAUAAUAAAGUGUUUUUUUUCUACCUUCCUUCGCAUAUUAACUAAUGUUGAAUGCCAUAAACGUGUAUCCAAAAAUAUAUCUAAAUGUAUGUAAGUGCAUUAUUAUAGUAUUCAGAUAUUAAUAAUCAAAAUAUACCUACUUCUUAAGUACUCAUUUUUUCUUUUUAUCUUAAGAAGAAAUAAAGGAAAAUAGUAUAUGUUUGUAGAUAUUAAAUUACUAAAUAAAUAAUUACCUCACAGCUCAUUAUAUGAUUUUAAAAUACAAUUAUAUAUUAUAAUAUUUAGAGCAUAUAUGCAUAUAUGUGUGUAUAUAUUUAUCAUCUGUUUAUGUAUCUUUAUUUAACUGCUUAAUUUCAUUUAAGAUGGAAUGUAUAUGGUGUGGUAAAUACAUGCAUAUAUAUAUAUGCACACUUAUAUACCGACACUUUAAUAUUUCAGAUACAAAAUAUUUCUAAUAAAAAACAUUAAUAUAUUUUUCCGAGUAUUCGCCAAACAUGAAACAAUAAGUGUGCAUAUUAUUUUAAAACUGAAUAAAUAACACCUACAUAUGAAUAUUUAAGAAAUAAUAAUAAAAAAACGGAGUGUGAAAUUAAUUAACAUAGUUUUACUUUAUGAAUAUAAGUUAUUAAUUACAAGUUUAAACAUAGAAAACACAGAAGUGGCGAUACGAAGACAGCUUUUGGAUAUAUCCUAUAUAAUAUAAUAUUCAAGAUUUUUUUAGAUUAGUAGCAAAUGGGUUGUACUUCAUCU